This is a messenger RNA of Pogoniulus pusillus (Red-fronted tinkerbird), 1560 nucleotides long. RefSeq names its product centromere protein W (gene CENPW). Gene Ontology annotation, molecular function: DNA binding; protein heterodimerization activity. The record is from RefSeq and is a predicted model, not a curated record. Lineage: Eukaryota; Metazoa; Chordata; Aves; Piciformes; Lybiidae. Gene Ontology annotation, cellular component: nucleoplasm; kinetochore. The coding region runs from base 280 to 573 and encodes 97 amino acids. The transcript is spliced from 4 exons. Gene Ontology annotation, biological process: chromosome segregation; kinetochore assembly; mitotic cell cycle.
UAUUCAGCUUAUUAUUGCUGUUUGAAAUAAAGGAAUGGUGUUUGCAAAGAGGAGAAGCUCCUGACAAAGGAAUGGUGUUUGCAAAGAGGAAAAGCUCCUGACACAGAGUCAGAGUCGGGAAGGUUUCUGUGCACUCAGAAGGAAUGAAAACCUUUCCGCAAUGACGGAAACUAAAGAGCAGCUCUGUCCUUCUCCAGAGCGUUUGUCCUUUACUCCUACAGCACUGGCAGGGAAGGUUUCAAUCACUGCCUUCCUAAGGCAAAGAGGUAGUUGAACUCUAUGCAUCCCACUUGGGACAGUGUAUGUUGGGUCAUAAAGUUCUUAAGGUGCUGGGGAAAGCAAGGAUUCUACACCGGCUUGCUACAGAAGGUGGAUCACUGCGGAACCAUUUGUGGCAAACUCUUUAGCGCUUUGCAGAUCAGGUAUGACAAGGUGCAUUUGAGCUUCUUACUGUUUCUCCAUCGUCUAGCAGAAGAAGCCAAGACAAAUGCUAUUCUGAACAAAAGCAAAAUAAUUAAACCUGAUCACACAAUAGCUGCAGCGAAGGUUAUUUUAAAGAAAAGCAGAGGCUAGAAAGCAGACCACUGGAAUUUCAAAGGAUGUUUUCCUGUGUUUUCAUACUAAAGUGAGAUCCUCAGAGCCAACUUUUGCACUUGUGGAAGUAUUUAGUUUCAUCGACGUCUGUCUCCUUACUGUUACUGUCUCUUACCGUUUCUUGACCCUCAAUUAAGAAUCUCCCCAUGUAUAUUUCAUACACUUCAUGCAUCAUUUAAAAUUAUCUGUCACUUUGUCAUUUAAGACUGUUGAUUACUUUAUUUCUUCCAUAAUAAUGGAGGAAUGUCUAUACCACAGUCACUUUUCAGGUAUGAUGUGCCAUUUAUUAUCAGAAGUGUGAAACUUAAAAGAGAACAGGGGGAGAAAAAAGUGGAUUUAGUAAAAGCCUGCAUUUAUAAAGGAUGCAAUUCAAACCAGAUUUACCAACUUAACAGGAUCUUGACUUGCAAAACAACUGCUGUAGAAACCACUGUAUUAAAUAUCUGAGGUUCCAUUUAUUUAGAAAUGUCUUAAUAUUUUGAAAUAACUUUGAAAAGUAAGUGAAAACUUCUGUGUUCUGGGGAAAGAAUACAUAUUUAGUGUUUCUGAGUCGUGCUCUGAGCUGCUAAGCUGGCCUGUUGUUUGAUGUGGCAUAUGAGACAAGCUGGUGGUCUCUGAUUCAGUUGGUGUGGACAGAUGCACAUUAUGGAAAAGAAAAUGAUCUGGCACAGCUGAUGGGUUUUGAAGUGCGAUCCUAUGCAAACAGUGAAGAUAAGCUGGCAUGAGUGCCAAGCUGCUUCCUCCCACUUGAGUGUCAUCCUAACCUGUCAGAAGUCUGGAAAUCUACAUUCUAUGGAAAUCUCUUCAUUAAAAUAAUAUUCUAGUCAUAAUCUGACGUUUUUAACUGUUGCUGAACACUUUGCUUAAUAAAGACAGAGCUGGCUGUCACAGUUUGAGCUGCUUGUGCUGUUUUGUGGGAUAUGUGGUAGCUGAGCUAUGCUUAAAAUAAAUGUUUUUCAAACCUGA